UGGCGUGGUUCCUUUUGUUCUUCCUCUUUUAAAAUCCACAUUCACUGUUAGAUGAUUGACCGUUCGUCUUCUCUGUCUCCAAGCAAGUCCAUCUAUCUGAGUAUACAAUCCAUGAGAGUUGAAGUUCUUCUCUGGUUUUCUUCUCUCGGUCGUUGAAUUUUACUGAGCAAACUGUGUAACGAAGUUCGUAAGUAAUGUAUCCCUUCUCGUAUCUUCUGUGCUUUUCAUUCCCUUUUGCUGGUGUAAUCCAACACCAAGUGUUCGUUUUUGUAUCUAUUUGGUUUUGAUUAGUCUGUGAAGAAAAAAGUUUUGGGGUUAGGUUAGGGUAUACUUGUUAAACUCUCUCUCUCGCUUUGAUUUUUCUAGUUAAGCUUUAAUUUGUUUCCGCUUUUGUUGAAUUUCUGAGUGGGAAUUUCCCCUGAAAUGGUGGAAACUAGGGUUUUUGAAUCUGGAAAUUCGAUGGAGAUGUUGAAUACGCGGAGGAAGGCGAAAGACUGCAGCAUUCCGGAAAUGAUUUCGUUUUUGCAGACGGCUUAUAGACCGAUGGAUUUUGAGGAGGUGGAGAGGAAGUUGAUGUUGCGAGAACAGAGGUUGAAGAUUGAUAAGGAAGCUUUGGAGGACAAGGUGAAACAUGCAAUGAAACGUGAGGUUGAACUAGAAGAAGAGUUGAAGGAUUGUCGAACUAGGUGUAGAGAGUUGGAAGAGACGAGGAGAAAUGUGGACGAAAGAAACAGGGCCUUGUCUAUCGAGCUUGAGAGAGUGAAGAAAGAGAGGAUCUCUCUUGGAGAAAAACUAGGCGGGUUGGAAUUUGAUAAAUAUGCCAUUGAAGAUGAGCUUAAGAAAUACAAGAGAUUGUACGAUCAGCUCAAAGAGAAGUUCAUUUGUCUCCAAGAAGAUUACAAAAUUGUAUGCGAAAGAGGGAAGACGACACGAGAAAGGAACUCUACUUUGUCGGAAGAGCUUAAGAAGAUGGAGGACGAUACAAGAGAGAAGUAUGUUCAGCUGAAGGUUGAGAAUAGGAAUUUGGAAUGUGGAAAAAAGAGAGCUGAGAAUGAGAUUGAGACUUGGAAGAAUAUGCUUGUGGAGUCAGAGUCUCGAGUCCUUAAUUUGGAAGAAGAUACUUUGGUCUUGAAGCUAGAAGCAGAGCCCAGAGGUUUAUUGAACGUCAUUUCUCAUGAAGACAAAGAGAAGAAGGGAGCAAGUUUUGCAACGAACAUUCAAGAAGAAGCAAAUAGUGCAAGUGACGGUGCCUGUUACAAAAGGUUGAAUUGUGAUGCAGGAAGCAACAUGCCUGUGGAUAUGGGGUCAUCUUGCCCUUCACCAGACGAAGGAAGCAUAAAUGUGCAGGUCACAGGUCCACCCUGUAUUUGCAUACCACAUAAGCAUUUGGUCAAAGUUGAGGAAGAGAAAGACAAGGUUUCUGUAAAAACUGAAUUGCAAGACAGAACGCGAGUUAGAAGGCUAUUUGAGUUUGAACAAGAAGGGAGCUCCGACCAAAAAAUGGCUGGAUCCAAACCAGCUAUUGGUAGACCUAUGGUUGCCAUUGAGAUUGACAGUGAUGAUGAAACUAGUGAAAUGAAGAUUAUUUCAGUGGCUACUUCUAACAUUAGGGACAAAGGAAAGACUCCUGUUUCAGUUGACAAUUCCUUGAAAGGAUUUUUGAAGGAUGAAAAAGAAAUGGCUCCUGAGAAUUGCUUGAAGAGAAUACAUUCCAGCCAAAGAGGAGAGAAGCAUAAGAGCAUCUGCAAUAUUACUUCUAGUGAUAGCGAGGGUGACAAUGAUGAAGAUAAAAUUCCAGUUCGUAAACGUAAGAUGAAGAAACUUCUAGAUUUAACUCAUGAAUCCAUGGGCUUUCCUGUGAAUCAGUGUUCUACGGCUUCUAUUUUAUAUUCUGGGGAUGGCAAGUUUAAAAAAUCCUUUGCUCCUUCAAAGUGGCCGCUGCUUCCACUGGGGCAAUGUGAAGAAAGGAAGGGUGGGUUGGAAAGGAUCUCUCCAGGUCAUUUGGGGAGGAAUGGGAGUGACACUGACUGUCAGAUAAUGGUUGGCCUGGCUGCUGAAAAUGCUCAAGAUCAUAAGAGGGGAGAUGUUGGUUCAGGUACUAAAGCUGCUGAUAGCUUGUAUGGGUUCAUGGUAGAUGGAUCGGAUUGUUCAGGUAGGGAAGAUACUUCUACUGACCGAAGGAACAGAAAAAAUAAAUCAGAAUGGACCUUUGAAGCAGACAUGCUCUCUUCCUUUCAGAAGGAUCCUGAACUCUGUAUGAAGGCUGUUUGUGCUCUCUAUAGGCAGCAAACUUUUGAGGAAAAAUCAAUCAAGGGUUCAUUGUAUUUGAACAACCAGGGGUUUAACAAAUUUGAUGCAAUCAGGGGAACUAACUUGGCCAAGUUUCUUAUGGAUGGGGCCUCACGAGGGCAGCUCAAGAAGACUGUUAAGGAGCUGGAGAAGCACAUGUUGGGAGGACUCGAUGAAUGCAGAAGGCUGGCUAUCCAACACUCCAAGCAUUUGUUCAAGAUUUACCAGAACAAAGAGGACCCUUACUUUCCGUGAUCAUCUGUCCGUCAAAGCUUGGAUGAAAGAGGUUGGGUACAUUCUUCUGUCCCUGUUUCUCUCAUGUAUAUGAAUGCAUCAGUCCUUAGGUUUCUGCUGUGGUGACGGAGCAAUUCAUAUGGCUCCAUUUUGCUGUCAUUACCGACAUAUGGUGAUUUUUGGUGUACUCUGAGCUCUGUCUAGUUGCGAGGGAAAUAAAGGGUAGGAAAAUGAAAUUAUACCAAACUUAAAAAGGAAUUUUUUGUAAUCUUACAUGACUGUUUUCAUCAGCUAAAAUCAUUGUAAAUUUACUUACUAAAUUUUACUUUCUGAAAAGAUGAACAAAAAUUACAUCUUAAAAA
Macadamia integrifolia is the source of this 2885-nucleotide messenger RNA. RefSeq lists its product as uncharacterized. NCBI's taxonomy places the organism in Eukaryota, Viridiplantae, Streptophyta, Magnoliopsida, Proteales, Proteaceae. The record is from RefSeq and is a predicted model, not a curated record. The transcript is spliced from 3 exons. The coding region runs from base 424 to 2544 and encodes 706 amino acids.